CUUUUUCCUGUUUCUUUAUAAAUAUAGAAAAGGCAAUUUUAAGGUUACUAGUAAAAUGCCAUCCAGCGGUACUGGUUUCAACUAACGAUAAUUUAUUCAGCGUCCAAGAUUGUGUUCCCUGUGUUAACUGAUCGGCUAUGCAACUAACUAGCUGGCUGCUGUCAGUCCAUCCUUGAGACUGAUAAAACCCAAGUCGUCGGCACGAUGCCUUGGGAUGACAUUAUCUACGUUUCUUUACUAUUACUGUGCAUAGUAUUUGGUCACUGGUAUCGUCAAAUAAAGAAUAGACAACACAGACAAUGGGUCAGCACAAUUUUAGGAUUAACCGUGAUUAGCAUUGCAUCUGGUUAUCAUGCAAUUCAUCCAAUCAUUUGCAUUGUUGUCAAUGCUAUAAUAAUUACUCAACUUUCUUGGAAAGUAUGUCAUAUCGUAAGCUUCUGCUUUACAUUUUUCUACCUUCUGGGAUUUUUCCGGUUAGCUGACUGGUAUGGUCUUCCAUUGCCAUCAGCUCAUGCAAAUUUAAUACAGAUGAUGCUCACAUUGAAGUUAUCCGGAAUGGCAUUUGAAGUAAAUUCAGCAGCACAGGCUCCAAAAGAUGAUGCACAAGGCAUGAAUGCAGAAGCCUUCAGGAAAAUUGGUUUUAUGGAUGUUAUUCAUUAUGGCUCUACAUACAUUGGAAUUCUCACAGGUCCCUAUUAUCGUUAUAGAACUUACUGGGAUUCCUUACACAGACCAUUUUCCGAUCAGGCUGAUCACUUGAGCGUUACAUGUACAAAGUUCAAACAAAUAGUGCCCUUUGCACUUAUUCAUCUACUAUUCAAUUAUACAUUUCCAGCAAAGUAUGCACUAACAGAUGACUUUGGAACACGAUCUUUCCUUUAUCGAUUCUGUUACAUUUAUCCAACAUUUGUGACAUUCCGUACAAGAAUGUAUACUGGAAUGGCACUUUCUGAAUGUGUCUGCACAAUGUCAGGACUUGGAGCCUAUCCCACUAGCUGUGAAACCAUAUCUGGAUUGGGACCAAAAAAUUACAAAGCAAUAGAGUCACUUACUUUCCCUCAUUGCAGAAGCAAGGAUCCUGACAAGGCCAUGAAGGAGGCACUAGACUUUGAGACGGUGCACAAUAUCAACUUCUGGGGAGUAGAGUCCUGUGUGCUUGUGAGGACAGCUAUGAAGAUGUGGAACACGUGCGUUCAAUACUGGAUGGCCACGUGCGUCUACAAGCGAUUUCCUUAUAAACCACUCAGAACCUUGUUCACUUUAACGCUGUCAGCAGUUUGGCAUGGUUACCAUGCCGGAUAUUACCUGUGUAUUUGCUCAAUUACGUUUUUCCUACCCAUGGAGGACAUUUAUGUUAAGUUUUACAACCAAACCAAGGAAGGGAAUCUUACAAAGAAAGGCUUGGGACUUCUAAUGUGGUUUUUGAAAUCAACGUGUAUGGCAUACCUGGGUAUAUCUUUCCAGCUGCUAAAACUCGAAGAGACUUUAGCCUAUUAUAACAGUGUUUACUAUGCGGGACAAUUGUUAGUCGUCAUUUUAUACAUAGUUGGAUUAGUGCUCAAACCUUUUAUCCUAGAAAAAUCUAAAGUCUAGCUUAUCCAUAAUGUACAAAAGGAGAUAAGGUAAUAUGCGAGUCAUAAUCAAACAGUAACUAAUAGCGAGAAAGAAGAAUUUAAUCAAUUGAAGAUCUGUCUUAUACUAAAGUUGAAACGUAUGCAUAAAAGGGAUCUGGUAUAUUUGCAGCUAAGUAUAAGAGUACAUACGCACAAAACAUAAUUUAUUGUAUAUUCAGUUGUGUAAUCAAGAAACAAAGGAGACGAAACAAUUGCACAUCAAAUUCGAAGUGCCACUAGUAAUAAAAAAAUACAUAUACGCUGAAAUUGAAAAUGGAAGCUCAAAGUGAACGAUCGAAAUAGAGAAGCAAUAACAAAUCU
Messenger RNA from Cephus cinctus (wheat stem sawfly), 1934 nucleotides. RefSeq names its product lysophospholipid acyltransferase 7 (gene frj). The coding region runs from base 205 to 1593 and encodes 462 amino acids. Lineage: Eukaryota; Metazoa; Arthropoda; Insecta; Hymenoptera; Cephidae. Gene Ontology annotation, biological process: lipid modification; phosphatidylinositol biosynthetic process. The transcript is spliced from 6 exons. The record is from RefSeq and is a predicted model, not a curated record. Gene Ontology annotation, cellular component: mitochondria-associated endoplasmic reticulum membrane contact site; membrane. Gene Ontology annotation, molecular function: lysophospholipid acyltransferase activity.